Colius striatus (speckled mousebird) is the source of this 2579-nucleotide messenger RNA. RefSeq names its product espin (gene ESPN). The record is from RefSeq and is a predicted model, not a curated record. Gene Ontology annotation, cellular component: cytoplasm. The transcript is spliced from 15 exons. Gene Ontology annotation, molecular function: actin filament binding. Gene Ontology annotation, biological process: actin filament bundle assembly. The coding region runs from base 1 to 2496 and encodes 831 amino acids. NCBI's taxonomy places the organism in Eukaryota, Metazoa, Chordata, Aves, Coliiformes, Coliidae.
AUGGCGCUGGAGCGGGCGCUGCUGGCGGCGCGGCAAGGCGACGUGGAGGCACUGCGAGGGCUGCGGGCAGCCGGGCUGCUGCGGCCGGGGCUGCGGGACGCCUUGGGCGCCUCCCCCGCGCACCACGCCGCCCGCGCCGGCCGCCUCGCCUGCCUCCGGUACCUGGCGGCCGAGGCCGCGCUCCGUGGGGACGCGCGGGCGCGCAACGGAGCCACGCCGGCCCACGACGCCGCCGCCACCGGCAACCUCGCCUGUCUCCAGUGGCUGCUCACGCAGGGGGGCUGCGGCGUGCAGGACACAGACAACUCCGGUGCCACCAUCCUACACCUGGCAGCCCGCUUUGGUCACCACGAGGUGAUCGACUGGCUCCUCCGCUUUGGAGGCAGUGACCCCACGGUGGCCACCAACACGGGAGCGCUGCCCGUCCACUAUGCUGCGGCCAAAGGGGAUUUCCCUUCCCUGCGACUCCUCCUGGGACACUGCCCCAGCACGCUGAGUGCCCAGACCAAGACGGGGGCCACCCCGCUGUACCUCGCCUGCCAGGAGGGCCACCUGGAGAUCAUCCAGUACCUGGUGCAGGACUGCGGGGCUGACCCCCACGCGCGCGCCCACGACGGCAUGACCCCGCUGCACGCUGCCGCACAGAUGGGCCACAACACCGUCAUUGUGUGGCUGAUGAGUUUCACGACGGUGAGCCUGUCGGAGCGGGACGCCGAGGGGGCCACAGCCAUGCACUUUGCUGCCAGCCGUGGUCAUGCCAAGGUGCUGAGCUGGCUGCUGCUGCACGGCGGGGAGAUCACCGCCGACGGCUGGGGCGGCACGCCGCUGCACGACGCUGCCGAGAACGGCGAGCUGGAGUGUUGCCAGAUCCUGGUGGUGAACGGUGCCGACCUCAGUGUCCGCGACCAGGACGGCUACACAGCUGCUGACCUCGCUGACUACAAUGGCCACAGCCACUGUGCCCAGUACCUGCGCACCGUGGAGAACAUGAGCGUGGAGCAUCGUGUGCUGUCACGAGACCCCUCGGCGGAUGGGGAGUGCCGGCAGCCAGACUCGGGCAUGUCAUCACCAAAUACCACGGCAUCAGCACCCCAGGCGCGCUUCGAGGUGGGCUCCCCUGCCAGCACCCUCUCCAAUUAUGACUCCUGCCACUCCAGUCAGUCCACCUGCCCUGACCCCCUGCCCUGCACAGGGGUGCCUGAGCCGGCGCUGGCAGACAUGCAGGCGUACAUGGACAUGCUGGACCCCGAGACGCGUCCACGGGGCCGGGGGCCAGCAGGCGAGGGCCCCCCUCCACCUCCCACCUUCCCUCCACCGCCGCCCCCACCCCCCGCUGCCCGGCCGCCCCCGCCGCCCCCCGGCUACCCCGCGCCCCCACCUCCCACCGCCCCCCACACCGCUGACAUCUAUGUACGGGCCAAGAACAACCUGCGGCACGUGGAGAGCCAGGCACUGCGCCGAGAGUUGGCAUCGCGCGAGAGCAGCCCCGAGGGCCUGCGCCGAGCCGACUCCACCAGGAGGUCACGGAAUUUCGGCAAGCAGCCGAGCACCGGUGACUACUACAAGCACCUGGGGCACUGUGUGGCUGAGCAGCCCGGCCCCCGGCGAAUGGCACAUAGUGAGGAGGCAUCGCCCAUCUCGGCAGACACCAUGCGCAACGGGGACAGCAAGCCUGGUGCCGAGCUGCCGCAGCCCCCGCCGCCCCCGCCACUGCCCGAUGCCGCCUGCCCGCCCCCCCCCCCACCUCCCCAGCCGGCCGAGACCCCCGCCGGCGCCCGCCGCUCCUCCUCGUCCACGGGAAGAGGAAAGGCGCUGAGGCAGAUGAAGAGCACCAAGUCCUUCAACAUGAUGUCCCCCACUGGCGACAACUCGGAGCUGCUGGCUGAGAUCAAGGCUGGGAAGAGCCUCAAGCCGACACCGCAGAGCAAAGGCUUCACCACCGUAUUCUCCGGCAGCGGCCAGGCAGGGGCCAAUGCAGAGUCACCGGUGUCCUCCCCAUCACCCACCAGAACGCCCACCCCGCCGGCCACCCCCGAGGCUGUGGGGCCGCCACACUGCCUGGCAGGAGGCUCACCAGAGCCAGUGCUGAACGGGAGCUCGCCAGUGCCAGCAGCAAGCGCUGGGGCGGCAGUGGAGGCGGAGGCGCUGGUGCCGAGCCACGACGAGCAGGGCCGUCCCAUCCCUGAGUGGAAGCGGCAGGUGAUGGUGCGCAAGCUGCAGCUCCGCAUGCAGGAGGAAGAGGAGCAGCGGCGCAAGGAGAAGGAGGAGGAGGCGCGCCUGGCCAGCAUGCCGGCAUGGAGGAGGGACAUCCUGCGCAAGAAGCUGGAGGAGGAGAGGGAGCAGAAACGGAAAGAGCAGGAGAAGCUGAAGCGGGAGGAGGAGGAGAAGGAGAAGGAGCAGUCGGAAAAGCUAAGGACUCUCGGGUACGAUGAGACAAAGCUGGCGCCCUGGCAGCGGCAGAUCAUCCUCAAGAAGGGGGACAUAGCCAAGCACUAGCCACGCCAUGCCGCGCCCCGGCUCUCCGCGGUGGGAUGAGGCCGGCAGGUCCCGCCGCGGGCCGGGACACACCUCGGCAGCCU